Molecule: messenger RNA, 853 nt
Organism: Ictalurus furcatus (blue catfish)
Lineage: Eukaryota; Metazoa; Chordata; Actinopteri; Siluriformes; Ictaluridae
Gene: lyplal1
Product: lysophospholipase like 1
Exons: 5
Coding region: 69-785 (238 amino acids)
Biological process (GO): protein depalmitoylation
Cellular component (GO): cytoplasm
Molecular function (GO): palmitoyl-(protein) hydrolase activity; carboxylic ester hydrolase activity
Source: RefSeq, a predicted model, not a curated record
UAUCCAUCAGACAAUCCGCGUGGCGAGGCCGUUCUCCCCCAAGUAUCGCGAGAGCACACGGCGUGGACAUGGCCGCUGUACAGAAACUGAAAAAGUGUGCAGUGUCCCAGACUGGAAAAUACACCGCGUCUGUCAUUUUUCUUCAUGGCUCAGGAGACACAGGGCAGGGAUUACGAGCAUGGGUUUGUGAUGUUCUGGCACAGGACAUGGCUUUUGAGCAUAUCAGAGUGAUCUACCCCACUGCUCCAGCAAGGCCGUACACACCUAUGCAUGGGGCACUGUCUCACGUAUGGUUUGACCGCUACAAAAUCUCUCGUGACUGCCCAGAGCAUUUGGAGUCUAUUGAAGAAAUGUGCAGUCAUUUAGGAGCUGUAGUCCAAGAUGAGAUCCGAGCUGGUGUACCUAUGCACAGGAUGAUUAUCGGCGGCUUCUCUAUGGGCGGAGCCAUGGCAUUACACCUGUCCUGCAGGUACCACCAGGAUGUGGCUGGAGUCUUUGCACUGUCCAGCUUCCUUAAUAAGGACUCAGUUGUAUAUCCGGCUGUUGAAGAUGCAGUAGGACGUCACCUACCAGAGCUUCUCCAGUGUCAUGGCACAGCCGAUGAGCUGGUGUCCCAUGCCUGGGGCGAAGAGACCAGCACGUUGCUGAAGAAAGCUGGCAUGGCUACCUCUUUCCACUCAUUCCCAGGGCUUAACCACCAGCUCUGCCGGCCUGAGCUGGAGCUCCUACGUGCCUGGAUAUUGAAGAAGCUUCCAUCUGAAAGCUCUUCCACUGCUAAAUCCUGAGCUGUAAAAACUUCACUGUUUUCCUCUGCAUGAACUGAGUUUUAAUAAAUUGUUCUAUUUGUUGGGUA